Messenger RNA from Pyrus x bretschneideri (Chinese white pear), 1469 nucleotides. RefSeq names its product floricaula/leafy homolog. The record is from RefSeq and is a predicted model, not a curated record. Lineage: Eukaryota; Viridiplantae; Streptophyta; Magnoliopsida; Rosales; Rosaceae. Gene Ontology annotation, biological process: regulation of DNA-templated transcription. Gene Ontology annotation, molecular function: DNA binding.
GAACAGAACACUACAAUCUCCCACAGAAAAUAGUCUCUGUUCACACUGUGCUGUGUGGAGUGGUGGAAAAUAUGGAUCCAGAUGCCUUCUCUGCGAACUUGUUCAAGUGGGACUUACGUGGGAUGGUUGUGCCGACGAACCGGGUUCAGCUCGAAGCAGCCGUGCCGCCAGCAGCGGCAGCUGCUGCGGGGGCGGUUGGUUAUACUUUGCGGGCGCCAAGAGAGCUUGGACUUGGAGGGCUUGAAGACUUGUUCCAGGCUUAUGGGGUCCGAUACUACACGGCGGCGAAGAUAGCGGAGCUUGGAUUUACUGUGAACACCCUCUUGGACAUGAACGAUGAUGAGCUUGAUGACAUGAUGAGCAGCCUCUCUCAGAUAUUCCGCUGGGAGUUGAUUGUUGGGGAGAGGUAUGGUAUCAAAGCUGCCGUCAGAGCCGAGCGCCGCCGCCUUGAGGAGGAGGACUCUCGGCGGCGCAACCCUGUCUCUGGUGAUACCACCACCAAUGCCCUAGAUGCUCUCUCCCAAGAAGGGACUGUCGAGGAGCCAGUGCAACAAGAGGAGGAGAUGGUGGGGAGCGGAGUAGGGAUGGCGUGGGAGGUUGUGACGGCGGGGGAGAGGCGGAAGAAGCAGCGGAGGAUGAAAGGGCAAUAUAGGAACUGUAGUGCUGGAGGGGGUCAUAAUAAUGAUCAUAACGAGGGUGUAGACGACAAGGACGACAUGAAUGGGCAGGGGAACGGUGGAGGAGGGGGGUUGCUAGGCGAGAGACAGAGGGAGCACCCGUUCAUCGUGACGGAGCCUGGGGAGGUGGCACGUGGCAAAAAGAACGGUCUUGAUUACCUCUUCCAUCUCUACGAGCAGUGCCGUGAUUUCUUGAUCCAGGUCCAGAACAUUGCCAAGGAGCGCGGUGAAAAAUGUCCAACCAAGGUGACAAACCAGGUGUUUAGGUAUGCCAAAAAGUCAGGCGCAAGCUACAUCAACAAGCCGAAGAUGCGGCACUAUGUGCACUGCUACGCCCUGCAUUGCCUGGACGUGGAGGCGUCGAAUGUGCUGAGGAGAGCGUUCAAGGAGAGGGGCGAAAAUGUUGGGGCAUGGCGGCAGGCGUGUUACAAGCCUCUUGUGGUCAUUGCAGCAGGCCAAGGCUGGGACAUCGAUGUCAUUUUCAAUUCUCAUCCCCCUCUCUCCAUCUGGUACGUUCCCACGAAGCUCCGUCAGCUUUGUCACGCCCAGCGCCACAAUGCCACCGCCUCUAGCUCUGCCUCCGGUGGCGGGGGCGAGCACCUGCCCUAUUGAUCAAAGUUUGUGUUCCACUGUAUAACUUACAAAACGCUUCUGCAGAGGGCGAGAGAUUUUGGGCAAACGAAGGAGGGACUUAUAUAUGUACUAUUAAGGCUAGGGCAGACUGAAUGAAGAUGUUAGGAUCUAACUAUGAUUUACUAAUUAAAAAGCUUGCUAUUUUAACUAUUGUCAAUU